Molecule: messenger RNA, 2593 nt
Organism: Uranotaenia lowii
Lineage: Eukaryota; Metazoa; Arthropoda; Insecta; Diptera; Culicidae
Gene: Mapmodulin
Product: acidic leucine-rich nuclear phosphoprotein 32 family member A
Exons: 7
Coding region: 256-1419 (387 amino acids)
Cellular component (GO): nucleus
Molecular function (GO): histone binding
Source: RefSeq, a predicted model, not a curated record
UGUGUGCCAGAAGAUCGAAAAAUUUAAUCAAACGUUUCGCCUCAGCCUGCUUCGGUGGUCGUCGUCAUUAACUUCCAAAAAAUCCGGAAAAGUCUUGUGUCGAGUGUGUGAAAAUAGUGCAGGAAGUAGAUUUUCGAGUCAGAAACCGGACCGGAAGUGUGUCCCGUAGAAGGUUUGCUUGAGUCGGAGCUGAAUUCCGGAAAGGCCUUAGCUCUUAGGAAGUAGCUGAAGAAAAAAAGACGUCACACAAAAACAAUGGAGAAAAGAAUAGCGCUGGAAAAACGCGGCCUGCCAGAUGACCAGACCAGAGAGCUGAUUCUGGACAACUGCCGCAGCACCCACAUCGAAGGCCUUACCGACAGCUUCACCGCCCUCGAGAUACUCAGCCUGAUCAAUGUCGGUUUGGUGUCGCUAAAGAGCUUCCCUAAGUUGCCCGCCCUGCGCAAACUGGAACUGUCGGACAACCGGAUCCUGAACGGGCUGAACCAUCUCGUCGACAGUCCACAGCUGACGCACCUGAACCUGUCAGGCAACCGCAUCAAGGACUUUGAGGAGCUGACGCCACUGAAGGAAUUGAAAAAUCUGGAAGUACUGGAUCUGUUCAACAACGAGGUCACUUCGACGGACAACUAUCGUGACAAGAUCUUCGCGCUGAUCCCCUCGCUAAAGUAUUUAGAUGGGUUUGACAAGGACGACACGGAGGCUCCGUCGGAUGAAGAUGAGGACGCAAACGGUUAUGACGAUGAUGAGGAAAACGGACGCUUUUCGAUCAAUGGAAUCGAAAUUGAUUUAGACGAACUGGAACAGUUCGAAUCCAAACUAAAAGAGAAACGAAAACCUGCUAAUGGCCUUCCGUCGACAACAGCUGUAGACCAACAGCAGCAUGCAAUCAACGGGCUGGAAGACAGACUGGGCCAGCUUGAGCUUCAGACUGCGGAUGAUUCCACCGAACAUGCCUCCUCCUCCAAAACCGUCGUCACCAACGACAACGACAAAGACGAUCUUGACCUCAUGUACGAAGAAAUCCAGCGGAGGAACGAGGAACGAACGCAAAGGCCCGCACCUUCGCUGGGUUCUCUUCUGCUAUCGUUUCUGUCGUUGUUAGCCUUUCUCAAUCAGAUCUGCUUCGUUCAGCCGCGGUCCGAGCAGCUGCUGAUCGAGAAUUCCGAUAAUCUCCUAGAUGAAGAAGAAACCGGUCUUUCAGAGGUCUACAAUGACGACCUCGUCGAUGACGAUGAGGAUUGGGAUGAUGAGGAGGAUGAGGAGGAUUACGCGGAUGAUCCCACCGACGACGAAGAAGAUGACGGUGAAGAAGCUGAAGAGGGAGCAGUCGAGGUCACCAGCGAUGGCGAUGGCGAAGUCAAAGAUGCGGAAGCAGCCAGGGGUACAAAGCGAAAACAUGAUGGCAAUGACGGUUAAGACGUUUUCCGUUUUGUUUUUUUGCAAAAACCUUUACUUUAAUUAUUGAUAACUUUACCGAUAAGUUUCGAUUGUAAGAUUACAAAAUAAUAUUAAAGCAGAGGAAAUCCCGUAAAAACAAAGUAUAAAACAAACAAACCCUUCAAAAGAAAAUACAAGAAACUAAAUAUAAAUCAGCCUUAGUUGAAUUCACAAUACGGAACAAAAAAAACACAAGAGUAGUUGCAAACAUACACACAACACAGUAUAUACACCUACGUUUUUAUUGCAGUAAACUGAAAGUAAUGUCUUUAAAUUCAAGAAACAAACAACACUCAUACCGCUACUGUUCGGUCAAACAUCUUAAAACGACUCAGAGGAAUAGAAAGGUCUAUGACAGUUAAAAGAAUAGAAAGGCCCCGAACGGUUGCGAUUUUUACGCAGCCAAUCGGAAGGAUUGGACAGUUUACCAAACUCUCCUUAUUGGGCAAUGCAUUGUUGAAUAUGAUGUUUCGGAAUAAAUGCGUCAAGAUUCACUUUCUGCACCCGUUUUCAGUAUAAAGAUGUCUUAUGUGAAAUUAAAAAAAAAAAGAAAAUUUAGUUUUUUCACGAUUCGUUGUAUUGAGCUAAAAUACCUGAUUGGCAACUAAAUCUUGUAAUUUUAUUUUAUUUUCUUUGAUGGCAUAUCACCAAUGCAGUAUCAGAAACUCCUGUUUUCCUAUGUUAUCAGCUUCUCAAUCGGUCGGCCCAAAAAAUGAUUCAAAUUACGUUAAAUCAGAUAAAACAGAGAAAAACUUAUAAAUGAACCUGAUCGUGUGCUCUUUAAAUUAUACAAAACAAAUAUCUCGUUCCAAAAACAAAAUCAUCCUUAGGGUGCAGUUUACUUUUUUUCUAUCUUUGGCUGAAGCCUUAAGUGUCUCUUUCGCUUAUCCCUGCAACAGGUCGUACAAUUGAGAGCGGUGAAAACAAGUUUUUAAAACAAGCAAACAAAGAAACAAAUUGAAUCCACAGAUCUAAUAUUGAAAGUUCAGGCAGACGCAGCAGAAAAAAAACAUCCAGAAAAUGAAACAAAAUUUGCGAAAGAGGAUUAUCCUGCAGAAUACUGAAUCGAGAUUCGAUUAUGGAACAAAAAAAAUCAAGCAAAAUUUAUAAAUAACUGAAAGUAUUUGUUUAAAUAAAAAAACACAUAAUCAAA